GCGGGCACCACGUCAUCUGGCAAGGCAGUGGGCUCCGAGGCAACUGGCAUGACCACGGGCACUGGGUCAGACAUUGGAUCGUCUGGCUGGACAGCGGGCAUCGGGUCACCAGGCAUCAGGUCAUUUGGCUCGACAGCGGGCACUGCGUCAUCUGGCAAGGCAGUGGGCACCAAGUCAACCAGGCACGACAGUGGGCUCUGAGUCAAUUGGCAUGACAGCGGGCCCCGGGUCAUCAGGUACCCCGGAUUGUCUGGCUCGACAGCGGGCAUCGGGUCACCAGGUAUGACAGCGGGCACUGGGUCACCAGGCAUCAGGUCAUUUGGCUCGCCAGCGGGCACCGCAUCAUCUAGCAAGGCAGUGGGCACCGGGUCACCAAGCAUUGGAUCGUCUGGCUCGACAGCGGGCAUCGGGUCACCAGGCAUCAGGUCAUUUGGCUCGCCAGCAGCGGGCACCGCGUCAUCUGGCAAGGCAGUGGGCACCGAGUCACCGGGUACGACAGCGGGCUCUGAGUCAAUUGGCACGACAGCGGGCACCGGAUCAGGUACCGGAUCGUCUGGAUCAACAGCGGGCAUCGAGUCAACUGGC
Messenger RNA from Staurois parvus, 585 nucleotides. The record is from the annotation of a GenBank genome assembly. Lineage: Eukaryota; Metazoa; Chordata; Amphibia; Anura; Ranidae.